GAGCCGGGAUUGGGGGGCGGGGGGGCCGGGAGGGAGGGAGGGGGACCCGCGGAGGAGGAAGCCCACCAAGUCCGGCGGCGGCGGCGGCCGGGAGGCGGAGGACGCGGCGGCAGCGGGGACGCGGUGACUUAGGGCCGCUCCGUGUGUUUUCCUGCUGCACCGGCUCUACGCCCUCCACCUCCUUCCCUGUGGUUUAACCUUCCUCUUUCCCCUAGUGUUUUAUGCACAGCCAACUACGUAAAGAUUUGCAUUUCUUACCCCCUCCCUGCUCCGCACCCCCACCCCCACCUCCUUGAAAAACAAAACCCAACCUCACAAAACCUCUCCGGACCUGAGGCUGCGAGGCGCAAAGGGGUUGAUUUGUGGAGUGGGAGUCGCUGGCCCAUUGCGGUGCUCCGGGCUCAUUAAUCUGUCACUCGCCCCCCACCCCACUGGGUAAAUGGGGUGAUUAAUGUCUGAUAUAUUGGAAUGAGGCGAGGGCAUUUGUACAGAAUAGGUGGUGUGGCUGAGAAGGAAUUUAUCCCCAAAGAGUGCCUCCUGAAAUAGGCAUUCAUAAUUAUGUCAUUCAUCGCGAAGUUAGAGAAAGUUGGGUUUGCGACUUGGGAAAGCAAGAAGCACAGGAUAGAGACCUUGGUCUUUGUUACUCUUUAUUUAACUCUUGGCCAUGGUUUUCUAAUGAGAACGGAGUGGUUAUCACCAGGACUGUGACACUUGCGCCUCAGGCCCCAGCGCCUUUUCUGCUCCUCACUCCCACAAGAGUCUGUGGAGACUUCGACAUUCACAGAUGUCGCAGCCCCUUGCAGGGCACUGGUUAGGCCAGCCCGGGUUACGUUACAGCUUCAUCAGCCAUUCGAAAAGACCCGCAAAUCUAGCUAAAAAGUUCCCCAACUUGCUAGACCUGGCUUCCCACACCCCUUCCCCCUUUCUCCCUGAAAGGUUUUCUUGUGAUCAUGAACAUUACAGAGUGACCCAAAAAAAAGAUUGUUAUGGGACACAGAUCAAGGGGAAGACCAAGUUCUCUUUCUGAGCAGAAAGUCGGAUCAGAUACGCAGAUGCAGCAUUCAUUUUAAGUGGCUGUAGCAGUCUGCUUUUUUUCCACCGAUGUAACAGACCUGGAGCCAGCAAGACUCAGAGGAAAGGACUUAAUCAGGUUUAUGUGUCCUAAAGGUUAUGAAGACAGUAUGGAGUUUCCAGACCAUAGUAGACAUUUGCUGCAGUGUCUGAGCGAGCAGAGACAUCAGGGUUUUCUUUGUGACUGCACUGUUCUGGUGGGAGAUGCCCAGUUCCGAGCGCACCGAGCUGUACUGGCUUCAUGCAGCAUGUAUUUCCACCUCUUUUACAAGGACCAGCUGGACAAAAGAGACAUUGUUCAUCUGAACAGCGACAUUGUUACAGCCCCAGCCUUCGCUCUCCUGCUUGAAUUCAUGUAUGAAGGGAAACUCCAGUUCAAAGACUUGCCCAUUGAAGACGUGCUAGCAGCUGCCAGUUAUCUCCACAUGUAUGACAUUGUCAAAGUCUGCAAAAAGAAGCUGAAAGAGAAAGCCACCACAGAGGCCGACAGCACCAAAAAGGAAGAAGAUGCUUCAAGUUGUUCGGACAAAGUCGAGAGCCUCUCUGAUGGCAGCAGCCACAUGGCAGGCGAUUUGCCCAGCGAUGAAGAUGAAGGGGAAGAUGAAAAAUUGAACAUCUUGCCUAGCAAAAGGGACUUGGCGGCCGAGCCUGGGAACAUGUGGAUGCGAUUGCCCUCGGACUCAGCAGGCAUCCCCCAGGCUGGCGGAGAGGCAGAGCCACACGCCACAGCAGCUGGAAAAGCAGUAGCCAGCCCCUGCAGCUCGACAGAGUCUUUGUCCCAGAGGUCUGUCACCUCCGUGAGGGAUUCGGCAGAUGUUGACUGUGUGCUGGACCUGUCUGUCAAGUCCAGCCUUUCAGGAGUUGAAAAUCUGAACAGCUCUUAUUUCUCUUCACAGGACGUGCUGAGAAGCAACCUGGUGCAGGUGAAGGUGGAGAAAGAGGCCUCCUGUGAUGAGAGUGAUGUUGGCACUAAUGACUAUGACAUGGAACAUAGCACUGUGAAAGAGAGUGUGAGCGCUAAUAACAGGGUACAGUAUGAGCCUGCCCACCUGGCUCCGCUGAGGGAGGACUCGGUCCUGAGGGAGCUGGAGCGGGAGGACAAAGGCAGCGACGACGAGAUGAUGACCCCCGAGGGCGAGCGGGUCCAGGUGGAGGGCGGCAUGGACAGCGGCCUGCUGCCCUACGUCUCCAACAUCCUGAGCCCAGCGGGCCAGAUCUUCAUGUGCCCCCUGUGCAACAAGGUCUUCCCCAGCCCGCACAUCCUGCAGAUCCACCUGAGCACGCACUUCCGUGAGCAGGACGGCCUGCGCAGCAAGCCGGCCGCCGACGUCAACGUGCCCACCUGCUCUCUGUGCGGGAAGACGUUCUCCUGCAUGUACACCCUGAAGCGCCACGAGAGGACUCACUCGGGCGAGAAGCCCUACACGUGCACCCAGUGCGGCAAGAGCUUCCAGUACUCGCACAACCUGAGCCGCCACGCCGUGGUGCACACGCGCGAAAAGCCGCACGCCUGCAAGUGGUGCGAGCGCAGGUUCACGCAGUCCGGGGACCUGUACCGGCACAUCCGCAAGUUCCACUGUGAGUUGGUGAACUCCUUGUCCGUCAAAAGCGAGGCGCUGAGCCUGCCCGCUGUCAGAGACUGGACCUUAGAAGAUAGCUCUCAAGAACUCUGGAAAUAAUUUUAUAUAUAUAUAUAUAAAUAAUAUAUAUAUACCUAUAUAUAAAUAGAUCUCUAUAUAGUUGUGGUACGGUCUAAAAGCAGUCUUGUUUCCUGGAACUGAAAGGUUGGGGUAUUAACUUGUUUUUGCACUUUAGAAUAGCAUGAGAAUCUCACUAAUUUAGCAUUCUGGUAAAAGAAACUUUAGAGCAAGUCGGAGAAUAGAGAGGUGUUUUUUCUUUCUUUCAAGGGGGGUAGGGGAAGUAAGCCAAUAAGAACCUUUGAAACAAAUCGUCCUAUCACAAAAUGCUUUCCUAGGGCCUAUUUUGUCAGCACUGCGGUGUCUUUUGAGCUCUUUUUUUCCCACCUUUUUUUUUUUAAGUAGAAAUUCCCUCCAGUUUUAUUAGCCUCUUUAUAUGUCUCAAAUUGCAUGAAUCUUUUCUGGCUGUUGGAAACCUGAAUGCUUUUAGACCCAAAUGGAAAAUUUCUGAAAUGCUGGAUUAUCUAUUUUUAAACAAGCAGUUGACUUAAAACUUUCUGUGGCAACUUCUGGUUUUCUGACGGUUCCCAAUGAGAGAAAUUCUGAAAGUACACUGGGAUCACUGGGACGCUGUCUUUGUGAAGGUUUGCUUGGGAUGAAAAAGGAUAUUGCAGCUUCAGCAGUGUUGAACUGUGUGUUGAAAAAUGUGAAUUACUGUUAUUGUAUACUGUAAUUGAUUACAUGGGCUGGGGGGGUGUCAAAGGACUUGACAGGUUGUGUUGAUGCUCUUAGUUGAGUCUUGAAAAGUAAAUAUUAACGCUACAGAAAUGCAUGAGUUUCAAUAUAUUUUUUGUCUUUGUUUGCAUUGUAUAACUUUAACGAGUGAGUUUAAAAUUAUUUAAUUUCCUUAGAAAAAUAGCACCAUUUGGAAAAAAAAAAAAACCUGGUGUUAUGAAGAACGUUAAUGCACUGUUUUUAUUUUAUAUAAUUUAAAUUGACUUUCCCACUGUCUUUAAGUUGAAACUGUUAAGCUGAAUAAAAACUUAAGCUGCAAAUUGAUAACUUCGCUACAUAACAAGGAAAAUAUAAAUGUUUACAAACGGCUUAAAGAUUUGCAUGUGCAGUGUGCAUUUUAUAACAAAACUUCUAAUUGCACAAAACCCAGGCCAGCUCAAAGUUUAGAUGUACACAUUUACCCAGUUGAGCGUUUUUAGAGUAACUACUGCACAAAUUGACAAUAGGUCAUUCUCUUUUUUUUGCUCCCCUUUUCUUUUUCUCCCCUUCUUCCUUUCCCUCCCUUCCUCCUUCCCUCCCACCCCUCCCCCAUCCCCCCCCCCCCCCAAACUCAUGAAAAGAUUCUAUGGACUGAAAAAGCCCCAGGCUGAAAGGACUGGACUGCCUUGAUUGACAUGGGGAAGGGGGUUAGUAGACUAUGUGUAUCGCGGCAGCAGAGGCUGCAGCCCAACGUGUGGUUUUAAUGACCAGCGCGCAGGGCAAAGCAUUUUGCACAGUGUUUGUUUUCCUGUCUUGCACUUACAAAUAAGGUCUAUGGGAGUAGCAUGGAAAACGUUUGCUGUUUUUCCCUUUUUUUUUUUUUAAUUGCUUUUGUUUAAAAUUUGAUCGCCUUAACUACUGUAAACAUAGCCUAUUUUUGUGCUUAAGAUACUGAAUGGAAAACUCCAUUGUGUGUUGCUGGACUGUUUUGGAAAUAUUUGGUCAAAUGUGUGUUAAUUUGGCUGUAAUGGCAUUUAAAGCAAACAAACAAACAAAAAAAAGCUGUGAAAAUGGCCUUGGAGCAUUAUCUUUAGUUACUUGAAGAGUUUCUAGUUUUUUUUAAAUACAGUUUAUGUUGAAAUAAUUUUUAUUAAUUUAGAGAAGACAAUCAAUGUCUGUGAGAAAACGGACUUUUCUUUUGGAUUUUCUUUUUGUGGUCAUUGUGAGUGAUUGCUUUUUCCUUUUAUUAGUUUCACAUUCUUCCUUUGUUCUAAAACUUAGACUGACAUCUAGCUUUGACAAUCAUAGUAUGUUUUAUUUUCCUGAGGGGGGAAUAACUUAUAAUGCUGUUUAGUUUUGUACUAUUGGUGUGUUGGUGAAUUUUUAAACUGUGUGCUAACUGCAAUAAAUUAUAUGA
Balaenoptera ricei (Rice's whale) is the source of this 4839-nucleotide messenger RNA. It is a transcript of the gene ZBTB18, whose product is annotated as zinc finger and BTB domain containing 18. Gene Ontology annotation, cellular component: nucleus. NCBI's taxonomy places the organism in Eukaryota, Metazoa, Chordata, Mammalia, Artiodactyla, Balaenopteridae. Gene Ontology annotation, biological process: regulation of transcription by RNA polymerase II. Gene Ontology annotation, molecular function: RNA polymerase II cis-regulatory region sequence-specific DNA binding; DNA-binding transcription factor activity, RNA polymerase II-specific; protein binding. The coding region runs from base 1155 to 2750 and encodes 531 amino acids. The record is from RefSeq and is a predicted model, not a curated record. The transcript is spliced from 4 exons.